This is a messenger RNA of Colletes gigas, 1210 nucleotides long. RefSeq names its product farnesol dehydrogenase-like. Gene Ontology annotation, molecular function: oxidoreductase activity. The transcript is spliced from 6 exons. The coding region runs from base 47 to 787 and encodes 246 amino acids. Lineage: Eukaryota; Metazoa; Arthropoda; Insecta; Hymenoptera; Colletidae. The record is from RefSeq and is a predicted model, not a curated record.
AAAACGACGCUUGGUGCUCUUGCUGAUCGUACGCGACGUCGUAAGGAUGGACCGUUGGGCAGGAAAGGUGGCUGUCGUGACAGGAGCAAGUGCAGGAAUCGGGGCGGCCAUCGUUAAACAAUUGGUCCGCAAUGGAAUGAUGGUGGCUGGGCUUGCACGACGGGUGGACAAAGUCAAGGAGCUGGCGGAAAGCCUCGAAGAUUGCUCGGGAAAGUUACACGCGGUCGAGUGCGACGUUUCCAAAGAGGAAAGCGUCGUUUCCGCUUUCGCGUGGGUGCAGGAGAAUCUGGGGCCCGUAAACGUGUUGGUAAACAACGCUGGAAUGACGAAGGAGUCCUCGCUGAUAGAGGGUAGCCUGGAGGAUUGGCGCACCGUUUUCGACACGAACGUCCUCGGGCUAUGUCUCUGCACUCGAGAGGCUGUUCGAUCGAUGCGAGAGACCGGAGAAGAAGGGAUCGUGAUAAACAUAAACAGCCUGGCGGGCGAACGAGUGCCCUUCAUACCUGGUUUCUCUGUCUAUCCAGCCUCGAAGAGGGCUGUGGUUGCUCUGGCGCAAACGCUCAGACACGAGCUCACGGGAACACGGAUACGCGUCACGGGUAUCAGUCCAGGACUGGUUGCAACGGAGUUAAUGGUCUCGUACAGCACGUAUACGGAGGAGGCAUUAGCUUCGUUGCCCACUCUGGACCCGGAAGACGUAGCUGCAGCGGCUGUAUACAUUUUAUCGAAUGGUCCUAAUGUCGUUGUUCAAGACAUCGUUCUGCGGCCCCUAGGCGAAUCUUGGUAAUAAACUCGUUGAUAGUACCUAUCGAGUUGCACUUUUAUUAGAAUUACUAUGCCAAUUAUUACACGAUAAAUGCAAUAACAAUUAUGUUUAUGUAAGCUUACGAAGACACUUUCACUCGUUAUCGUUGUUUUCACGUGUUCAAAUGUUUUUCUCGUUCGACUGCUCCGACAAGAACAAGUUAAUCGUCAAAUGACAUAACGUAUCGCGUGUUUUCAUUCAACGCGAGUAAAUUUAUCACGGAUCGUCAAUUAUGCCGAAUAUGGUCAUCUCCGAAGAUCGAUUUUUUUCUCUUCAUUGUUACCACGUAAUUUGAUGCACCGAUUCCAAAGAUUGGAUGAAUUUUUUUUUCUGGUUCCAAACUGUGAUCUGUGGUCUUUUCAAAAUAAACAACAAAAUCGUAAACAGCAUUAAAAUUCACUUUGU